AUGCAUUUAUGUCCAUGUCUAUCCAUCUUGGAUGUAGCUGGUCAAAGCGAAUGUCUUUUUACUUACAUAAUAAUCUACUUAACAAUUAUAGCGAGCAUGAAUUUGGAAUGGAUUGGAAUGAAAAAUAAUAAUUGGGCCAUGAAGUUCGUAAUUGAAGCAAAACGAAAUGAGUUGACAGUGAAUAUGUUUAAUGUAGUGACUGUGAAAAGAUAA
Clunio marinus is the source of this 213-nucleotide messenger RNA. NCBI's taxonomy places the organism in Eukaryota, Metazoa, Arthropoda, Insecta, Diptera, Chironomidae. The record is from the annotation of a GenBank genome assembly.